UUGUACCCGUAAUUUGACACCAAUGAACAGGAAGAGUAAGAACUGAGAAGAGAAGAGGUUCCUUCUGUGUCAUUGGAUGUAUAGAGUGGAGUAAUGGGCGAGUCAAGUGACUCUGUUUCCAUCGACAUUGAUUUGAUUCCUUUAGGAGGGAAGGAAUACACUGUGAAAACAAGUAAAGGUUCUGUGUUUGUGCUUGUUUGUGGGGAUCAAGAAAAACCCGCUCUAAUUACCUACCCAGAUGUUGCUCUCAAUUAUGUGUCCUGUUUCCAGGGCCUGUUGUUCUGCCCAGAUGCAGCUUCUUUGUUGCUUCAUAACUUUUGCAUUUAUCACAUUGAUGCUCCGGGGCAUGAGUUGGGAGCUGAUGUGAUUUCUUCAGAUGAACCAUUACUCUGCGUGGAUGACCUUGCUGACCAGGUUGCAGAAGUGCUUGAUUUCUUUGGGCUAAGGGAAGUUCUGUGCUUGGGUGUAACAGCUGGUGCUUACAUUCUGACGCUAUUUGCUAUGAAAUACAAAGAACGAGUCCUUGGAUUGAUUCUUGUUUCACCUAUAUGUAAAGCACCUUCAUGGACUGAAUGGCUUUACAACAAGGUCUUAAUGAAUUUACUUUACUUCUAUGGUAUGUGUGGUUUACUGAAGGAAUGCCUUUUGCAGCGGUACUUCAGUAAGGAACUUAGAUGCAGUGUUCAGGGAGCAGAAUCAGACAUAAUCCUGACCUGCCGAAGGCUUCUGGAGGAAAGGCAAAGUUUGAAUGUUAUGCGUUUUCUUCAAGCAAUUAAUGCAAGGCGUGACCUCACCAAGGAUCUGAAGGACUUGCAAUGUAAGACACUUAUAUUUGCGGGCGAUAGUAGUCCUUUCCAUGCUGAAUCUGUGUACAUGAGUGCGAAAAUGGACAACAAAAUCUGCGCACUAGUUGAGGUUCAGGCUUGUGGCUCACUAGUAACUGAAGAGCACCCAUAUUCCAUGAUAAUACCACUUGAGUGUUUCUUAAUGGGUUUUGGCUACCACAGACAACUACAUGUUGCUUCCUCAUCAAGCAAUGGGUCAAAUCCAACAAGCCCCUCUAGUCAUUCUUGCAUAGCACCAGAACUUCUCUCCCUAGAGAGUUUGGGAAUUAAGCUGAAGCCCAUCAGAACCCGUGUUGAUGUUGAAAUCUAACUUAGUCCAGCUCAAAGGUUGACAAACCCAAUGCAGCAAGGAGUAAGCUCUUUUUUAUUGCACAUAAUUUAUAGCAAUUGUUGAAUGUACAACAUCGCUAGUGUAGGACAUAUUCUUUGAUUAUGUUGGUGGACUAGUGAUUUUGUUUGCAAAAUGGAUGUUUUUCCUGCCAGUGUAAAAAAGUAGGAGGUACCUUAUAGUUGACAAUAGGAUUAUUCUUUUACGAAUGUUGUUUUUGAGGUAGGUCUCUCAGCAAAGUCUAUUAUGGAACUAGCUGUACACCUUACUGCUUUUCCGGUUUAUAAAGAACCUCAAGAGACCAAGAGAUAACGGAUGUUUGUUGUUGCUGUUGCUGUUUUUUGAAGUAUAUGGACAAAAUUUAUUGU
Molecule: messenger RNA, 1541 nt
Organism: Abrus precatorius (Indian licorice)
Lineage: Eukaryota; Viridiplantae; Streptophyta; Magnoliopsida; Fabales; Fabaceae
Product: protein NDL1-like
Exons: 11
Coding region: 94-1155 (353 amino acids)
Source: RefSeq, a predicted model, not a curated record